This is a messenger RNA of Symbiodinium sp. CCMP2592, 303 nucleotides long. The record is from the annotation of a GenBank genome assembly. NCBI's taxonomy places the organism in Eukaryota, Dinophyceae, Suessiales, Symbiodiniaceae.
AUGCCACAUGGGUUACCUCCCUGCGACGAACAGCAUCAACUUCACGCAAGGUUGCACCCGAAAUCACACAUCCUCGCCAGCCUCUCCACCCAUUGCACUCGCAAGCAACUGAGGCUCAUGGACCAAGGCAUCAAGCUCCGUGAAGAGCUGUCGGAGAGCAAGCGAAAGCUGGCCGAGACGGACACCCUCGCUCGACUCCGAGCUCAGAACAACGAGGCCAUGCCGAACCUACUCCAAAGGAUGGGUAGCGAAUCGGCCUUCAAGGGAGUGCCCAGCGACGAGACAGAUGGCACCGAUGGCUGA